AUGUCGAACCCAGCACAGACUAGCUCCAAGAAGCUCGGAAAGCGCAAAGCACAGGAUGAUCCAGGAUUUCAAACGUUAGCGGACGACUUUGAUCAAUUUGUCCAAAGAUCCGUAUUGAUACAGAUGGUGUCGCGUACAGUCAAUGCUCAAGACGUGGAACCACUGUUUUUGUCAUCUGCACCACGCAGCAUGCAAUGGGCGAUAGAAUCUGGGCUCAUUGUGCUUAGUAGCUCCUCUAGCACCCUGUUGUUUACCGUCAUGGGUGGUAUGAGUCCCGGCAUCAUUGUCUGCGAUAGCGACAAAAAUUUUCGAAUCGCACUUGACCAGAAACAGCUUGAAUGUUGCAAGACGUUCAUCGACGGGCACAGGUUCAGAAACCUUAAAGUGGACAAACCCCUGUACAAUUUUCUUCACAAGAAGGGUGUUGAUCACUCUGUCUUCCAGCAGUAUCCCAACGGAGAACUCUAUAUCUUAUACCCAGAAUCCUACCCCCCCGGGCUCACUCACGCAUUGUCAGAAAACACAUUGGCAGUAAACGAAUGUCUUACCAUCAACCGUGAUCUUCAAAUCGAAAAACACAUAAAACUUGCUUCCGGAUUUCUCACCUCCAUACGGACUCCAAUGGGGCGGAUUGGCACUUUCAAAUCCCCUGUUGUACACCAAAGUCCUUCACAAAUUGGCGCCAAUAAAUCUCACAAGGUUCAAGGCUCAGCAAACGGAUCCGUCGUCCCACCGAGCAAGAAGCCCAGGACGACACCAACUCAUCCACAACAGCAAGGGCCAACGAUCCCCGUCCCCUCUUACAACCCUCGACUGCGUAACAUCAGGGGUAACACAGACCAUACUCUGAUGCCUCCUCCUCAAAUCCCGAGGCAACACCAUCUCCCUACCAAUUCUCAAACCGCACGUUCACGUACCCAGAGCAGCAUGUCUUUAUCGAAAUCUUCCCAACCACAGUUUCCAGAUCGUUACGAUGAAACGGGAAUGGGUAUUCAUUCGUCACCCAGAGCGCGAUCGACUGCCACUAGCAGUUUGAACCAGCUCGUACGACAGAAUUCUGAGCCGAAUUUCCUUACCAACGCGCCAGGCGGAUUUCUUGCAAGAUCGGUUCACACACCAGAGACGGCGGUACCAAAUUCCUUCAAUUUGCAAGGUAAUAGCAAUCCCUUGCAAACUACAGCGGAAGCCGGUCCUGCCCUUAUGCCUGAAGGUCGUUAUGGGCAAACCUCGACUGUGCAUCAUGUUGGACAAAAUGUUGUGGCACAGAGUUAUAUCCCUAAUGUUGCACAAGCUUACGAGACCUCGACAGGGACCGACUCCGCUGUAGCAGAGAGCCAACAUUCAAAUUCCUAUUCGCAAUACACCGAGUCUGCGGAUAAUACAUCCUUUGGAAGUCAUGUUGUACUACUUGAUACCGCCUCUGGCAGCUUCUCCCAGGUGGCGGUGCAAACGGCCUCGAGCGCCAUAGGUGCUCAAGACCCUACUAUCAAUGAUACCUAUAGAAACGUCGGCUCUUACCAAAACCUGGCAAUACAAAUACCUGCACUAGACACUGCGGCGUUAAUUCCCACCCCCCCUCUUGUGUCUAAUAGCACCUCUCAGUCGGGAACACAAAUCAACUCUGGUUCGGCAGGAACACCGAAUAUCUUGGAUCACUCUGCAUAUGCCCAAGAUUCAGCAAACCCAGCUUUCGCACAUAAAUCUCUGGUGCAAAAUUCCGAGACCCAAGAAGGCGACAUUCCAGCAGGGACAUAUCAGCAGACCCAAGGAGCUGAAAUGCAUGGUGGGGUAAACAUUGAUUCUUCCUUCGACUGGGACCAGUUUAGCGGAUUGGAAGCGUUGUCGGCUACCGAUGUAAGUCAAUUCGCAUCUGGGUCCAUCGGCGGCGACCUUGCUGAGGUAGGGAAUUGGCUUCAACAGUUUACGCCCCCCGAGCAGUAA
Messenger RNA from Psilocybe cubensis, 1941 nucleotides. RefSeq lists its product as uncharacterized. Bases 1 to 1941 code for a protein of 646 amino acids. The transcript has 3 exons. The record is from RefSeq and is a predicted model, not a curated record. NCBI's taxonomy places the organism in Eukaryota, Fungi, Basidiomycota, Agaricomycetes, Agaricales, Agrocybaceae.